AUGCGUGCAAGUUACAUUGAUAUUCAUCCGAAUGCAACAUGGUCAAAGAAUGGUACCACUAUUGCUGGAGGAAAUGGACGAGGCAGUGGAACCAAUCAACUCUCAAACCCAUUGGGUUUGUACGUCGACGACGAUCUAACGAUUUAUGUUGCUGAUCAAUUGAAUCAUCGUAUUAUGGAAUGGAAAACUGGUGCAACGAAUGGAAAAGUCGUUGCUGGUGGAAAUGGAGCAGGAAAUGGAGCUCAUCAAUUAAAUAGCUCAACAGAUUUGAUUAUCGACAAAGAGAGCGAUAGUCUCAUCAUCAGUGAUAACGAGAAUAAAAGAGUAGUUCGUUGGCCUCGUCGAAAUGGUACUCGUGGAGAAACAAUUAUUUCAAAUAUCUCUUGCAGCGGUUUGAUAAUGGACAACAAUGGUUAUCUCUAUGUCGCUGACAAUGGAAAACAAGAAGUGAGACGAUAUAAAAUUGGUGAUACUCAAGGAACAAUGAUUGCAGGUGGCAAUGGACAAGGAAAUCGUCUUGAUCAACUCUCUAACCCCUUAUACGUAUUUGUCGAUCGAGAUCAUUCAGUUUAUGUGUCUGAUUGGGGAAAUCAACGUUUCAUGAAAUGGGAACAAGGUGCAAAACAAGGCAUUGUCGUAGCCGGUGGUCACGGACGAGGAAAUAGUCUUACACAAUUGUCUAAUCCUCAUGGAGUCGUUGUCGAUCAAUUGGGUACUGUUUAUGUGGCUGAUUGUCGGAAUCAUCGAAUCAUGCGUUGGCCAAAAGGAGCCACACAAGGAAGUGUCAUUAUUGGUGGAAAUGGUCAAGGAGCACAGUCGAAUCAACUCAAUUGUCCCACAGGUUUAUCAUUCGAUCGACAUGGUAAUCUCUAUGUUGUCGAAUGGCAAAAUAGUCGAGUACAAAAAUUUACUAUCAAAUGAACUCAAUUUGUAUUAUUAAUGUUUUUUUCGUUCUCUAUCUCCACUUUCAAAUAAAUCAUGAUUGCAUGGAAAAAUGCAUUCGAAUUCUUUUCUAUUCUCGUACGUGUGCGCGACCAGGAACCAC
Messenger RNA from Rotaria sp. Silwood1, 1045 nucleotides. NCBI's taxonomy places the organism in Eukaryota, Metazoa, Rotifera, Eurotatoria, Philodinida, Philodinidae. The record is from the annotation of a GenBank genome assembly.